Labeo rohita (rohu) is the source of this 4143-nucleotide messenger RNA. RefSeq names its product transforming growth factor beta-1-induced transcript 1 protein-like. The record is from RefSeq and is a predicted model, not a curated record. Gene Ontology annotation, biological process: muscle structure development; actin cytoskeleton organization. The transcript is spliced from 12 exons. Gene Ontology annotation, cellular component: stress fiber; Z disc; filamentous actin. NCBI's taxonomy places the organism in Eukaryota, Metazoa, Chordata, Actinopteri, Cypriniformes, Cyprinidae. Gene Ontology annotation, molecular function: muscle alpha-actinin binding; actin binding. The coding region runs from base 175 to 1605 and encodes 476 amino acids.
AGAAAACCGCACAGUCCGAGGACAACUCCCAGCUUGGAAACUUCGGGGCGAGCAGGAAAAAGACAUUACGAGGCAUAUUUCUCGGAUAUAAAACAUUUUUCCAUUCAUCGGGACGUCAUACUAAUUAGAUUUUUUAUUUAUUUUUAUUAGUAUUCUUAUUUUGUUUUUUAACUGAUGGACGAUUUAGGAGUGUGUGAUACAUCCAACUACCCUCUCAGUCCCCGUAUUGUUAUGUUUGAUGCUCUUCUUGCUGAUCUGGAAAAUUCAGCCUUUCCUCUGGGUCGCUAUCCUGUUCUGCUCACCUCUGAACCUCCAGUGAAUUCUGAUCCUACAUCCAGUACUCAGGAACCUGUCCAGAAUCGGCCACUCCCUCCAGCAUACACCCCGCAACAAACUGUUUCUGCUGCGAUGAAGUCGAAUGGCUCUCAGAACUCCAACCAAGACAAACUUUACAGUACCGUAUGUAAACCACGCUUCCCACGUACGGCCGACCCUCCUCCUGCUUUCUCCUCCUCCUCAGUUCUGGGAGGAGGGCUGAGUGAACUUGAUCACUUACUACAGGAGCUUAAUGCCACACAGUUCAACAUCACAGAUGAGAUUUUGGCUCAAUUCCCCAGCACCAAAAAAGAUGAUAAGUCUUCAAAGUCUGGUCCAUCCUCUACUAGCUCAGCGAAACCCUCGGCUACAUCUGCUACUUUAGAGCUGGACAAACUAAUGGCAUCUCUGUCAGACUUCAGAGUCCAAAGCACACCAGCAGCACCUGUGAGUCCUGUGGCAUCUUCACCACAGCAAACAGCUUCUCCAGUCCCUGCAUCUUCUGGAGGCUCACUGGACAGCAUGUUAGGUCUUCUGCAAUCAGAUCUGAGCAGGCAGGGAGUGCCUACCUCCUCUAAGGGAAACUGUUCCGCCUGUCAGAAACCAGUUGUAGGACAGGUUGUAACAGCUCUGGGACGGGUUUGGCAUCCAGAGCACUUUGUUUGCUCUGAGUGUGAGUGUGAGCUUGGCAAUUGUAAUUUCUUUGAGAAAGAUGGUCGACCAUAUUGUGAGCCUGACUACUUCACCCUGUACUCACCUCACUGCGCACAAUGCAACAAGCCCAUACUCAAUAAAAUGGUGACUGCGCUGGAUAAAAACUGGCAUCCAGAAUGCUUUAGCUGUGUGAAAUGCAGCUCAGCAUUUGGAGAUGAAGGAUUUCAUGACCGUGAGGGGAAGCAGUACUGCCAGAAGUGUUUUCUGGCCCUCUUUGCCUCUCGUUGUCAGGGUUGUUCCCAGCCCAUCAUGGAGAAUUACAUCUCAGCUCUAAGUGCUCUGUGGCAUCCACAAUGCUUUGUUUGUAGGGAAUGCUAUAGCCCAUUUGUGAAUGGGAGUUUCUUUGAGCAUGAGGGGCAACCCUUGUGUGAAGCUCACUAUCACCAGUCCCGAGGAAGCAUGUGCCAGGCAUGCCAGCAACCCAUCCUGGGGCGCUGUGUCACUGCAAUGGGUGCCAAGUUUCAUCCACAACAUCUGGUGUGCCACUUCUGCCUGAAACCCCUCAGCAAAGGCUGCUUUAAAGAGCAGGACAACAAACCAUACUGCCACCCCUGCUUCAUCAAACUCUUUGGGUGAUGAGAGUGAGGAAAGAUUAUAAAGCAGAUUACUCAACUGCCAUCCAAAAGCUUUUCAUAAAAAAAAAAAAAAAUUGCCAAAUAUACAUUGUAUGGCUUAAAGUACUGUAUGUGGACACACCCUUCUAAUUAACAGAUAUAACUAUUAAAUCUUCUUAAUCUUGAAAGGUGCAGUAUGCAGGAUUUUUCCCCAAAAAAUGAAGUAUAGACAUAAAGUAUAGUAUCAUACAAAAAUAAUCUCUUUAAAUCAUUGCUUGUGAUCCACUAGUGUGUGGUGGUGUUUGUGCAUUUCUGUGCUGCAAUCUUUUUGCCAGCUGAUACCAUGUCAGGGGUAUUGAGGAGCAUUCUGGUCAUGUUGAGCUUACUUGCAAGGAAGGGGCAAGUUUGAAUAUUAUAGUUAAGCAAGAACUGAAAAUCCUGCAUAGUUCACCUUAAAUGCUAUACUAUGCAAUGUUCUACAAAGGUGCUGUGAUUUGUUGCCUUUUAGAACAAAAUUAGGCUGUCUGUAAGGUCAGCUUUUGAUGUUGGUUAAUGGGGUCUGGUUUGCAGUUUGCAUUCACGUUCAUCCCAAACUCAACAGGGUUCAGGUUUAGCCAGUGAUCAGGUCACUGUUUUAGCUUUAACAUUGAAAAAACAAAAGGGGUAAUCAAACCUGAUAAUUAUAAGGGGGUGAGUUUUUUGCAUACUUUUGGCCUGUUUUUGUGCAGUGCCGGGGAAGGUCUAGGAAUGGUUUGAAAAGCCUGGAUUACAAAAAUAAAAUACACUUUAUCCAUAUUAUAAUAACAAGUUUAAUAAUAAUUUUAGUUAUCAAAACAACAACUUUGCGUAAAUAAAGGUAUAAGUAUUGUAUAUAUAAAUAUGAUAUACAUAUUUGGUGCAAUGCUCUGUUUGAAAGAUUAAGUUAUUGUUUAUAAGGCCACUUGUUCAUCAGAAAUACCAAAUAUAUUUUUGGAAUUCUUGUUGCAUUAAAUUAUACACCGUAUUGUAUGUUGUUAACAGGGCUUGAAAUUAAGGUGGGCAACACCAUCAGUUCAAUAACCAAUUUGAAGGGUUCUGAUUAUAUUUUAUAACUUUGCAAGCCCAUUCUGUAAGAGGAGACUCCAAAAUUAGCACAACAAGGAAUAAUGCUCCGGUGCAGUAAAAGGGUAAAAGGAAAGCAGUUUGAAAUUUGAAGGAAAAUAGAAAAGGGAAACAAGGAAAGCGAUUUAAAAUAUAAAAUGCAUAUCCAAAAUAGACCCACAAAAUAUAGACUUUAUAAUUACAUUUUUCUUCAUUUGUUUCUUUAUAACUUUGAGUUAGUCUGAUUUUCACCUGUCAUCUCCACUUUUGAGCAGAGUGGAAAAUUAUGUACCUAAACUUAAAUCUUCACACUUUAUGAAUGCUUUGCACUACAGACCUAAUAACGGUCAUUUUUAAAAGAAGAAACAGUUUUGGAGUUUGCAGUAUACCAAACGAUAUAACUGAAAUGAAAUCAACAUUAUAGAAAUCACCUUAAAAAUUAAAGCUAAUAAUGCUUUCUUUAUUUUUUGCAAUAUUGCAGUGUUAUAUUAUUUAUCCACGUACGUCAUCAUAUAAAAUAAUAAUAAUAAAUUCAUGUUUCAUGUGAUGACGUGUACAGCAAUGCAAGGGCUAAUAAGAGAAAGGAGUUUGUAUACCAAAAGAGAAAGUGACAGAAGUAACAGAAAGUCACAUUUGCUGUCUUUGACUAGGUUCACAAAACAAUGUUUAUGCUACAGUGUCAAUUUCUAAAACAACUUUUAGUCUAUUUGCCUAUAAAUAGCUUGGAGAAGUUAAAACCAUUUAACCUUAUCUUAUAUGAAUACGUGUCAUUAUGUCUUACGUCAGAAUUGCUGAACUUUUGUAAUGUUAUUUUAAAACAAUUGUUUUCAACGUCACAACAACAGCAGAAAGAAAGCUAAUUACCUGUUCAUAAGAGAUAUUUUUGGAUGUCUGUCUGAUAGUUUUGAUAUCUCUAGUGACAUUCUCACCGAUAAGGCUAUCACCUGUAACCAUGAGCACAGUGGUGGAAAACUGUUCUUUAGAGAACCACCAGAUGGUGGCAUUUAUGAUAUACUCCAUAUUGUAAAUAAAAAACGUACAUCUAGAAUUAGUGAAAAACAAUAAUUUGCUAAAAUAAAAACAAAGUGUAAUUGGCAAAGAAAGAUGAAAGGCAUUGUGAAUAAAGAAUAAACAGGAAGUUAUUAGUGCUGAAAAACUAAUUAAUAAUAUACACACAAUUAAUUGUCAUUGAACACUCUUAAAAAAGUGUUAUACUGUCAUGUACUUGCUCAGUAGAAUAUGAUAUCAACCAUCUGUUUUUUUACACAUUGGCUUUAUACUGCAGCUUGAUGUCACAUUAUAUUAUUAUUAUUAUUAUUAUUAUUUUUACAUAUUACAAGUAUUGUUUUUGUAAAGCUAUAUAUUGUGAUUUUACUGUAUCACUUACCAAAGAACCAAAUAGUAAAAUAUGCGUGUAUGCGUGACUGAUUAUGUUAACUGUACAAUAUUCCCAAAGAAAAUAAAUUUCUUUAUUCAUCAA